This is a messenger RNA of Aspergillus sclerotioniger CBS 115572, 810 nucleotides long. RefSeq lists its product as uncharacterized. The transcript has 4 exons. NCBI's taxonomy places the organism in Eukaryota, Fungi, Ascomycota, Eurotiomycetes, Eurotiales, Aspergillaceae. The record is from RefSeq and is a predicted model, not a curated record. The coding region runs from base 1 to 810 and encodes 269 amino acids.
AUGGCCCGUCUGAGUGUCCCUCCUUUCUCCCUCUCCUCCUUCUUCUCCUCCUCCUCCCGCGCCGUGAAGGAUCCGGUACAUCCUUCUCGACGCCCCGCUCCGGUCGGUUUCCGACGUUCCUCUCCUUUGCCUGCCUUUCAAGGCGUUCGUUCCUUCAUCGUGCCCCAGGUGAGCACAUCUUCGCCUUCUGUUAAGAAGCCCUCUUCUGCUGUCCCUCGUUCCCGUGGUCAGGAGUUCCUGAAAAGGUUCGACGCCACUCACCCUCAUCCCCCUGCCUCUCGUUCCCCCCCCCGGUGGCUCCGGCCCAAUCCACUCCUUCUGUUCCUCAUGGCAAGCCCCCCAGCAGCACCCUGCGGUUCCUUCGUCGUCCCUCUUCAUCCUCCCCUGCUUCUCGUUCCCACCGUGUGGCUCGUGCCACGUCCACUCGUUCCCGUGAACAGACGGAACGAAAGGCUCUGUGUCCCAACAGAAGUUCCUGCAAAGGUUCGACUCCACGCACCCUGGUUCUCCGCCUCUCCUUCGUCUCCUGUGGCUCCGGCCACGUCCACUCGUUCUGUGCCUCGUGGCACGUCCAUUCCUCGUCCUGUUGAGGUUCCUCGGGUCACAUCUACUCAUUCAUAUAUCCCCGUUCGUUGUGUGGCUUCGGCCACGUCCGCUCCUUUGAAACCGAAGAAAUCGUGGAGGUCACUCGGUGGAUUGAAAAGUGGAGAGAUAUCCACAGGUGUUGCUGGAAUCAAGCCGGGGCUCUUUACUUCUAAGGCCAGGUCACAGGUCAGGGUGAGAGACGACAUCGAACAACUCCAACGGUGA